AUGGAAGAGAUCGGGUGCCGCACGGAGUGUAGAGAGGUCGGAGAGAACGAGACGUCCGAGAGAUCUGGCGCCGCGCGAAGAGAACGAGACGUCGGGGAGAUCUGGUGCCACGCGGAGAGAACGAGAUGUCGGAGAGAUCGGCGCCAGAGAACGAGAUGUCGGAGACUAGCCCCACGCGGAGAAAACGAGAUGCCGGAGAGAUCGGCGCCGCGCGGUGAAUCGCAGCUCGGAGGAACGAGACCAGUGAAUCCUCGAAUGUAUUUUGAUUUUGAACCGCUGCUCGGAGUGAACGAGAGACUGAAGAAUCGCUUGGGGUGA
This is a messenger RNA of Linum trigynum, 318 nucleotides long. The record is from the annotation of a GenBank genome assembly. Lineage: Eukaryota; Viridiplantae; Streptophyta; Magnoliopsida; Malpighiales; Linaceae.